This is a messenger RNA of Ceratina calcarata, 782 nucleotides long. RefSeq lists its product as uncharacterized. Bases 114 to 506 code for a protein of 130 amino acids. The record is from RefSeq and is a predicted model, not a curated record. The transcript is spliced from 2 exons. Lineage: Eukaryota; Metazoa; Arthropoda; Insecta; Hymenoptera; Apidae.
CAAAUGAUUCACCGAUCAUCAAAGAGACAAUCCCACAAAGGGAGGAUAACAACUGUUUUGACAAUGCCGGAGAUGAGUACAUCCUACCAACAAACCUUAACUACUAUCAGGAAAUGGAAAUUACUGUCCCCAAUGAGAUAACAAGAACCAUGGAUGGUGAUCUAACGAUAAACAAGGGCACCCUGGCGCCGACAAAACCGAACGCGGCAUUAACAAAUAACCCGGCUCACGAGAAAGAAGAAACAACGAAUAAACAGAACACGUGGGAAAACACCACAACAAACAAGGAUAACGAAGCAGACUUCGAGGAAGCACUGCUAAGAAUCUCACUCCCGCUAGAGGAACCGACGGAAAACAUAUCAUCUACGUUAAAGCUUUACAACAGAAAGGAAGGAAAUAAAAUUGGAAACAAUGGAGCACAAGGGAAAAUAAAACAUGACAGGAAUCACAGAAAGCACAGCUAUCGUAAUGGAAGCACCAACAACAACGGGACUAUUACAAUGUAAAAGACGAAACUACAAACUAAGGAAGAACUCGAGAAGCAUGGCACGCACGACAAACAAGGGAGACAGAAACUGAACAAAAGGAGAACGUAAUCCACAACGGAGGAAUAACAAACCAACAGAACAACAACUAUGAAAAGCGAAAAUGUACAUAUAGAAAUAGAUAUAAAUACUACUAGUAAUGUUAACCAUAACCUAAUUUUAAGUAAGACAUGUAAAAUAUAUAUACAAACAUUUAUACUACAUAAAAUAAAAUACAAACCUUCUGAGAAACUCGAA